Messenger RNA from Acaulospora morrowiae, 1944 nucleotides. NCBI's taxonomy places the organism in Eukaryota, Fungi, Glomeromycota, Glomeromycetes, Diversisporales, Acaulosporaceae. The record is from the annotation of a GenBank genome assembly.
AUGACAACUGAAAUAACUGAAGAAUACGUACGAGCUGUGAUCAAAAAUACUCAGUCUAUUUACUCACUUCGAACUCCUGAGGAUAUAUCUCUGAUCAUGGGGAUAGUGGAUUCUCUUCUUUAUGACUCCGUUUGGAAAGAAUAUAAUCAAGAAUCUAAUCACCUUGAAGGUUGGGAUUAUCAUCAUACUGAUCAUGAAGAACAUAUCCAAUCAGAUGUGGAAAGACUUCCGAUGAUAGAGGAAUCUCCGUUUGAAUCGGAAAUUCAUGAUAUGAAAAGACUUCCGAUGAUAAAGGAAUCUCCAUUUGAAUCAGAAACUUAUGAUGAUCUUUAUGAAAUGGAUUAUUGGUGUGAUGUAUGUGAGAAAUGGGUCGAGGAUGGUGAGUGUGAACAGAUUGUGGAAUUCCACAAGAACGGGGUGUAUAUAAAUGAGUGCAUUUGUGAUUUUGUGCCGGUGAUUGAUUAUUUUAACUCAAGAGAAGAGUUGAGACGGUUUUUUUUGGUAAAUAAUGUUCAAGGUUUGUGUAUAUUUUGUGAAAAUAAUUGCUCGGAGAAAUUAUGUAUGUGUGAGUUUAUAUGUGGAUUGAAAUAUGUGAUGGGAUAUGAUAAAUAUGGAAAGGUUAUGUAUGGAACAUGUGGUUGGUACUUCGAUAAUUUAAAAGAUGUUGAACAUGAUUGUCAGGAGGGGGUUCAUCGUGGAUUUGAUUGUUUGAAUGAUGUAACUAUGGGAGCUGACAAAAGAAAAGAUGUAUUAGACUCUGAUUCCGAAUUUGAAUUCAAGAGAUUGAAGGCUGAUAAAGAAAAUUCCAUGGAACUUAAACCCAACCCUUCUGGAUCUAAGCGAAAGCAACCUGACUCUGGAGAUGAGGAAUCCAAACCAUUAGGUUCUAAACCCAACUCUCGACUAUCCCAAAAAAGGAUCAAGAAUUCGGACAAGCUUGAUGUGGGGAUGAUUAAUAGGAUAUUGUUAUUGGGUGAUGAUAAUAUGAAAAAAAUUUUAGACUGCGAGAAAUCUUAUCAACUUUCUAAUUUGGUUGAUGAAAUUGCAUUUGAUAUUAUUAAGAUUGAGAGUGAGAAUUGGGAAGAAAAAAUGAGUGUGCUUCAAUUAUAUAACAAGAUUAGACGUGAGAUUUAUUCGGUUAUCGAAAAGAAAAUUUCGGAUAGAACUCCAGAGGUUUGUACAUGGUUGGUAACAGUUUGCCAAGGACCGGCAAGAGGAAUGAUGUAUAAGGAUUUUAAGCUUCAAAAGUGGUUAUCCGAAAAUUCCAAUCAAACCUCAUCCAGUGCCAUGCGCACCAGGGUGAGAGAUGUAAUUCUCAGGAGUUAUGAUGAAUAUUAUCAUUAUGAUUUCCAUCAAUACGAUUCUAAUUUAUCACAUGUCGAAAUGUGGGAUACGGUUUAUGGUUAUCCAUAUGUCCAUGAGAACGACGAAGAUGCAGUGAGAAUCACAUCUCAGAAUUACUUGGAGUUUGAGGAUAGUGUUGAUUUCUACAUUCAUUUGGCACUAGAAACGGAUAUAUUUAAAAAAUUAGAUACGAGAGAGGAGGAUAAGGGUGGAGAGAUAUACUCAAAAGAAGAUUCGAUGAGAUUGAUAUUUCUGAGAUUGCAAUGUCGAUUCGCAGAUUGGGCAUCACAUGAGGAUGAUAAACAGAAGGAUGAAUUAUUGAGAUUGGUGAAUGAAAAGUUGGAUGAGAUAUGUAAUUAUGAGGUGAAUGAUUUGAUUGAAUAUCACAAAUUAUUGAAUCAAGAUCACAAAGAGUUUAAUUAUUUGAUUGAAAAAAUGGAUGGCUUGAUUUACGAUGGAGUUGAGUUUGACAUUCACUUAUUGAUAAGUGAAUGGGAUAAAAUGACCAAAUUAAUUGAUAAAUUUAUUAAAUGUUUGAGAUGUAGAAAGAUGUAUUAUGGAUUGCGUGAAGAUCUUUAUUCCGAGAAUGAGGAUUUUUAA